Molossus molossus (Pallas's mastiff bat) is the source of this 3582-nucleotide messenger RNA. RefSeq names its product glutamate ionotropic receptor kainate type subunit 3 (gene GRIK3). The record is from RefSeq and is a predicted model, not a curated record. The coding region runs from base 12 to 2771 and encodes 919 amino acids. Gene Ontology annotation, biological process: modulation of chemical synaptic transmission; monoatomic ion transport; synaptic transmission, glutamatergic. NCBI's taxonomy places the organism in Eukaryota, Metazoa, Chordata, Mammalia, Chiroptera, Molossidae. Gene Ontology annotation, molecular function: transmitter-gated monoatomic ion channel activity involved in regulation of postsynaptic membrane potential; kainate selective glutamate receptor activity. The transcript has 16 exons. Gene Ontology annotation, cellular component: presynaptic membrane; kainate selective glutamate receptor complex; plasma membrane.
GGCGCCCAACGAUGACCGCUCCCUGGCGGCGCCUCCGGAGACUGGUUUGGGAAUACUGGGCCGGGCUCCUCGUGUGCGCCUUCUGGAUCCCGGACUCGCGCGGGAUGCCCCACGUCAUCCGGAUCGGAGGGAUCUUUGAGUAUGCAGAUGGCCCCAACGCCCAGGUCAUGAAUGCCGAGGAGCAUGCCUUUCGAUUUUCUGCCAACAUCAUCAACAGGAACAGAACUCUGCUGCCCAACACAACCUUGACCUAUGACAUCCAGAGGAUUCACUUCCAUGAUAGCUUCGAAGCCACUAAGAAGGCCUGCGACCAGCUGGCACUGGGCGUGGUGGCGAUCUUCGGGCCAUCACAGGGCUCCUGCACCAACGCCGUCCAGUCCAUCUGCAACGCCCUGGAGGUGCCCCACAUCCAGCUCCGCUGGAAGCACCACCCACUGGACAACAAAGACACCUUCUACGUGAACCUCUACCCCGACUACGCCUCUCUCAGCCACGCCAUCCUCGACCUGGUUCAGCACCUCAAGUGGCGGUCGGCCACCGUGGUCUACGAUGACAGCACAGGGCUCAUCCGACUGCAGGAGCUCAUCAUGGCCCCAUCAAGAUACAACAUCCGCCUGAAGAUCCGCCAGCUGCCCCUGGACUCUGAUGACUCGCGCCCCCUGCUCAAGGAGAUGAAGCGAGGCCGGGAGUUCCGCAUCAUCUUCGACUGCAGCCACACCAUGGCCGCCCAGAUCCUCAGGCAGGCCAUGGCCAUGGGCAUGAUGACCGAGUACUACCACUUCAUAUUCACCACGCUGGAUCUUUAUGCGUUAGACCUGGAACCCUACCGCUAUUCGGGGGUGAACCUGACAGGGUUCCGGAUCCUCAACGUGGACAACCCCCACGUCUCGGCCAUCGUGGAGAAGUGGUCCAUGGAGCGGCUGCAGGCAGCUCCCCGGGCCGAGUCCGGUCUGCUGGACGGAGUGAUGAUGACCGACGCCGCCUUACUGUAUGACGCUGUCCACAUCGUGUCCGUGUGCUACCAGCGGGCACCCCAGAUGACCGUGAACUCCCUGCAAUGCCACCGGCACAAGGCUUGGCGCUUUGGCGGCCGCUUCAUGAAUUUCAUCAAGGAGGCUCAAUGGGAAGGAUUAACUGGACGGAUUGUUUUCAACAAAACCAGUGGCUUACGGACCGAUUUCGAUCUGGACAUCAUCAGUCUGAAGGAGGAUGGCCUGGAGAAGGUCGGGGUAUGGAGUCCUGCCGAGGGGCUCAACAUCACAGAGGUCGCCAAAGGCCGAGGCCCUAACGUCACCGACUCUCUGACAAAUAGGUCGCUCAUCGUCACCACAGUGCUGGAGGAGCCCUUUGUCAUGUUCCGGAAGUCCGACAGGACCCUGUUUGGGAAUGACCGGUUCGAGGGCUACUGCAUCGACCUGCUCAAGGAGCUGGCCCACAUCCUGGGCUUCUCCUACGAGAUCCGGCUGGUGGAGGACGGCAAGUACGGGGCGCAGGACGACAAGGGCCAGUGGAACGGCAUGAUCAAGGAGCUCAUCGACCACAAGGCGGACCUGGCCGUGGCCCCACUGACCAUCACCCAUGUCCGCGAGAAGGCCAUUGACUUCUCCAAGCCCUUCAUGACGCUUGGUGUCAGCAUCCUCUAUCGCAAGCCCAAUGGCACCAACCCCAGCGUCUUCUCCUUCCUCAACCCCCUGUCCCCAGACAUCUGGAUGUACGUGCUGCUCGCCUACCUGGGUGUCAGCUGUGUCCUCUUUGUCAUCGCCAGGUUCAGCCCUUAUGAGUGGUACGACGCUCACCCCUGCAAUCCUGGCUCCGAGGUGGUGGAAAACAACUUCACUCUGCUGAACAGCUUCUGGUUCGGAAUGGGGUCCCUGAUGCAACAAGGGUCUGAACUGAUGCCCAAAGCCCUGUCCACACGCAUCAUCGGUGGCAUCUGGUGGUUCUUCACGCUCAUCAUCAUCUCCUCCUACACGGCCAACCUCGCCGCCUUCCUGACCGUGGAGCGCAUGGAGUCGCCCAUCGACUCUGCCGACGACCUGGCCAAGCAAACCAAAAUCGAGUACGGGGCUGUCAAGGAUGGGGCCACCAUGACCUUCUUCAAGAAAUCCAAGAUCUCCACCUUCGAGAAGAUGUGGGCCUUCAUGAGCAGCAAGCCCUCGGCACUGGUGAAGAACAACGAGGAGGGCAUCCAGAGGGCGCUGACGGCCGACUACGCGCUGCUCAUGGAGUCCACCACCAUCGAGUACGUCACCCAGAGGAACUGCAACCUCACCCAGAUCGGGGGCCUCAUCGACUCCAAGGGCUAUGGCAUCGGCACGCCCAUGGGCUCCCCGUACCGGGACAAGAUCACCAUCGCCAUCCUGCAGCUGCAGGAGGAGGACAAGCUGCACAUCAUGAAGGAGAAGUGGUGGCGGGGCAGCGGGUGUCCCGAGGAGGAGAACAAAGAGGCCAGCGCCCUGGGGAUCCAGAAGAUCGGGGGCAUCUUCAUCGUCCUGGCCGCCGGGCUGGUGCUGUCGGUGCUGGUGGCCGUGGGCGAGUUUGUGUAUAAGCUUCGCAAGACAGCGGAGCGGGAGCAGCGUUCCUUCUGCAGCACCGUGGCCGAUGAGAUCCGUUUCUCCCUCACCUGCCAGCGUCGAGUCAAGCACAAGCCACAGCCUCCCAUGAUGGUCAAGACUGACGCUGUCAUCAACAUGCACACGUUCAAUGACCGCCGGCUUCCGGGCAAGGACAGCAUGACCUGCAGCACAUCACUGGCCCCCGUGUUCCCCUAAGCACUGGUAGGGUGGGGACCGCAGGCCUGGGGGCAGGGCGGAGGAAAGCAAAGGAGGCUGGAAGGAGCGUCCCCUGUCCACACACUAGGCUUGGGGACCAGAGCUGCUGCCUGCCUCUUGGGCCGGGGGCCUCUGCCCUUACCUACCGGGAAACCAGCAGACUCCCAGGUCAGCUGCUUGGGCUUCACUUUCUUCUCGUCCCUUCUAUGGGUUCCUAAAGCUGCCAGCCGAGACAGCCAAGGCCAAAGGAAGCACAUGCCUCUCUCAGGCCAAACUCACCUGCCCUGCGACUUUUCUCUACCGUCAGAAGUUUCUACGAUGGCCCUGCAGAGGCCAAAGAAAAUAGGCAACAACUCUUUAUUGCCUCUCCUUCCCCAUCAGCCCAGGUCUCCUGGGGCUUGAUUAGGAGACCAGAGACACAAACCCUGGGCACCCCAGGAUGUUCUUGUUUGGCUGCCAGUGGGAGCUGAAGAGGAGGAUGGCAACCCCCAUGCCUGGGCAGAGGGAAGACUUCAUUCCCCAGGCGCUGCUCAUGUGCUUCUGAACUCCUGGACUGGCACCACCCAUGGCAGCCCCUGUUUGGGCAGAAGUGAAGGCAGAGAGCCCCACAGGGGAAAGAGGAUUCGGGGUCUGGGAGAGAGGAGGACGCACAGAGGCCGCCAUGUUGAAUUCUUCUGGACAGUGCCCAAUGGCCCCCACUUCUCUAUAAGAGUGGGGGAGGGGUUGGAGCAAAUUCUUCACUUUCUGGCCAGAGGAGAGGGGACCCCCUGAAUCUCUCAGAAAGGAUGCCCAGAGACUCAGCCAAUAUUUG